UGUGUAUGCAUUACGCGAGGGCCUGAGCUUCGAGGCCUAGACUAUCUUUAAAAAAAAAAUUGAUCUAAGAAGAGUACUUAUAAAUACAUAUGAUGAAUGAAAUUAUGUGAUAUCUCGAAUCGACUAAGGUUGUUUUUAUGAGGGCUUUCUUUAGACGUGUUUUUCCUAGGCCACCGCCUGAUCUGUUGGAAACCUUUGCGCUUAAUAAUAGGCCUAAGUCGCCGCGAACAACACUUAAGGAUCUUAAAAUUUUUGGUUGCCGUGUAGGCCUACAUUUGCACACCCCCAUGGAAAGGGUGAACGUUCGUUGUGUCGAAGAGGGGGAAACGAUGAGCAUAUUGUUCGUUUAUGCUGGCAUGAAUUUGUGUUUACAACGUGACAAGAGCGAACAAGUAGAGAGAGCUUUAACCAGAAUUCGUGCAUCAGUUCUUAAAAAAACCAAGGUUAUCAGUAAACGAACUAAGAAAAUGAAACAAGACCAAAAUUCGUCUGUCAGUCAAAAUGAGCAGAAUUUGUUAGUAUCUCUGCACAAUUGCUUUGGCAAAGAGAUAGAUCAGUCAUUAGCAAAUAUUGAGGCAUGGAUAAAUGGAGCCAUUCUAAAUAUUGGAUCAGUUAAAUAUUCUGUAUAUCGUAAUUCACCAACAGUAACAAACAUUAAAUUGCCUCGUUGUGCCAUUGUUAGUUGCCCAGUUUUUCCUAGAUUGUCAUUAGAGUUCGCAGAUGAUUCUCUUACAAAAUAUGUCUGGUACCGAGGUUUUUCUGAUUCAGCUGGUACAUGCAAAUCUACUGAUAUCAUCGAUAAUAAGUGUCAAGAAAUGAAGAAGAGGAGAUCUGAUGAUGCAUCAGAAAAAUGUGAUAAUGGUAUGGAUGUAAAAGUGCCAAUAGUUAGCCAUUGGCAAGAGGUUGGCACCUCAAAGGUGUAUACACCAACAGCAAUGGAUGAAGGAUCAUUUCUAAAACUUGAAUGUACCCCAAGUUCAGGUCAAAACAUUGGACUUGCAUCACAUUGUGUACUUGAAAAUGCAGUACUCUCCGUUCCUACCUUCCCUUUUGAAAAGAGACAUGGCUUCACUGCCAAGCUGACCUCAACCAACAGCCUAAGAAUUGUGUCUUAUAAUAUAUUAGCUGAAAUGUAUGCAGAUUCGGAUUUUUCGAGAGAUGUUCUUUAUCCAUAUUGCCCACCUGAACUGCUUGACAUUGACUACCGCGAACAGGUCAUCUUGAAAGAGCUCACAGGUUACAAUGCUGAUUUGAUCUGCUUGCAAGAAACUGGGAAGAAAUUAUUUGAAAAUGCAUUAGUUCCGUCAUUGAAAACAAGUGGCUUGGAUGGUUUAUUAUGUUGUAAGCAUGGAUUACCAGAAGGAGAAGCAAUUUUUUACAGAUCUUCAAAACUCAGGGUUUUAGAAAGUCAUGAUGUAGUUCUUUGUGAAGCCUUCAAAACAGAUCCUCUCUAUGCAGAUCUUCUACAAGGUGUUUCAAAAAAUGAAUCCAUGUUGAAACGUGUACAGUCAAGAUCAUCUAUAGCUCAGGUGGUAGUGUUCGAGGAGAUUGCAAACCCUUCACGUAAGUUGUGUGUAGCGAAUACACAUUUGUACUUCCAUCCACGGGCUGGCCACGUCAGGCUCAUUCAGACAGCUAUCAUCGCACGCUACUUGGAGAAUCUAAAAAAAACUUAUAAAAAACAGCAUGGUUGUGAGAAUCUUGCAGUGAUAUUCUGUUGCGACUUGAACAGUACGCCGGGAACAGGAGCCUAUGAGCUACUCUUGACUGGUAGUGUAUCCAAGAAAACAGCUGACUGGUAUUCAAGUGGAAAGGAAGAAUAUUGUGGCGGUAUGGCUUUGGGUCAGAGCUUAAAGUUGGACCAUCCAUACUCCUCAGCAACAUACACAAACUUUGUCUCUGGGUUCCAAGGUGUCCUCGACUACAUCUUUUAUGAGCCUCAGUAUUUUAAUAUUGAGCAAGAGGUGCCGUUGCCAUCACAUUUGGAUGUUGUCCAGUUCACAGCUUUACCAAGUCAAGUCUUUCCAUCAGAUCAUCUGGCUUUAGUUUGUGACUUGAAGUGGAAUGUUGGAUAAUUAAAAAAAAACAAGAAUAUUGAUAUAUAGAUUACCGUAUAACAAAUUACAAAAAAAUGUAAUAUUUAUUUUUCUUUUUACAUUUUUUAUUUUGGUAUAUACACCUUGCACAAUCCACAACGGAAAGCAGAGAUACAUCAGAGACCAGCAGAGGGUAAUUGGUUUAACAAGUCCUCUGCCAGGGACAUGAGUUCGUGUCCAACAUGGUUUACUCAGGGCACCAGUACCAGGGAUCCUGUCCAAACAAACCAUUAUUGCAUGUAAACUUGCUGGCAGUGGUCACCAGAACACAAACUCUCACCACAGAGGUUCCACAAAGAACCUGAAGUAAUGAUCUAAAGAUAAACACUAUGUUUUGUGUUUCAUUAGAGUCGAUAGGAAUGAUUUUCGUUAUGGUGGCGCCCUUUUACACAGUCAACGUGUUAAGCCACAGUUGGGCAAAGUGUGGCCUGUGUAUCUUUGGCUUUAAAACCCCUUGUUUUUACAGCCCCCUUUUUUUUUUUUGGGUCCGACUGCCCGAUGAGCUUUGGCCGAUGGGGAGGCUUGACCAAACCAAUGGGGGCUUAAGCCCCCUGCCCCCACUGGUGCCGCCACUGCCCACAUGAUGCAAGACGGUUGGUAACUAUGCUGAUGGUAUGAGUACCAAGCCAAUGUAUGUGGCAUGGCUACCAGGCUGCUCCAUGUAGCAUGAGUAUGAGACUGCUCCAUGUGGCAUGAGCAUUAAGCGUGUCCAUGUGGCACUAGCAGUAUCAACAUUUCAAAACCAAAUGAACAAUAAUGAUUAUGUUAGCCACAAAACUACAAUUUGUUUUAAAACUUUAAUUAAUAGAGGAAUAGUAAAUUUAUUUGGUUUAUUAUGGAAUGUAUGUCUUAACCAAUUUUAUGUAGGCGUUCUAGAAACGCAGCUUUUUAUGAUUAAUAUCAAGAAAUAGUAUAUUGCAUAUUGAAGAAUGAAAUACAAUAAACUAUAAUAAUCAUUGGAUUUUUUUGUCAGAGGGAUGGAUUAAAUUCAUAUUAAAAUGGUGAAGCGUUUGUCAUUAA
This is a messenger RNA of Anneissia japonica, 3116 nucleotides long. Its product is annotated as 2',5'-phosphodiesterase 12-like. Bases 138 to 2075 code for a protein of 645 amino acids. The transcript has 7 exons. Lineage: Eukaryota; Metazoa; Echinodermata; Crinoidea; Comatulida; Comatulidae. The record is from RefSeq and is a predicted model, not a curated record. Gene Ontology annotation, molecular function: 3'-5'-RNA exonuclease activity. Gene Ontology annotation, biological process: nuclear-transcribed mRNA catabolic process, deadenylation-dependent decay. Gene Ontology annotation, cellular component: mitochondrion.